This is a messenger RNA of Paramecium primaurelia, 303 nucleotides long. NCBI's taxonomy places the organism in Eukaryota, Ciliophora, Oligohymenophorea, Peniculida, Parameciidae. The record is from the annotation of a GenBank genome assembly.
AUGCCUACCAUAUCUAAAAUAAUCAAAACUAAAAAAAAAUCAUAGCAGGUACUUGUUUUGCUUUAGCUUAAUUAAUUUUGCUAAAGCUUAAUGUAAUACUUACUAAGCCCUUAUAGCUUACUAAAGGAGAAGGCAUUGGUAAAAAAUCAACCAUUUGUAAAUUCAUUCCAAAAGAAAAUAACUUUUAAAUAUGUACUUGUAAAACAUUCACUAAAUAUGCAGAUGAAGAAAAAGAUUAAUCUACAUGUAAGACUAAUCCUUCUUUUUAUUGGACUAUAAAUUAAUGUAUUGAUUACCUUAUGA